GAGACACCUCUGAUGUGAGGAACGAGAGAAAGCAGAAAUGCUCCACUGACCCACUUACUGCAGGGAAACCCAGCAGAGGAAAGCAGGCUUAGUUUUGGGAUCUCCUCCAUGGCAGUUUCUCUACUCUGAUGCUAGGACACCAAGACCUGUCACAUGGAUGCUUCUGCACACACUGGGACUGUCACCAAAGGGGUCACUGUCCCUGUUGCACUCCUGCUGCCCUGUGACAUGAUUUACGGGACACUUCCCCACCUCACUCAUCCAGGGGAUGCUGGGACCAUGCAGGGCGUUCCUCCUCAUCUUCCUGCCUCCGUGAGCCAAGGGACAACCACGUGGGAGCGUGUGUGCCUGAGCACACGUGUGUGCAUUGGACCCUGGAAAAAGAGGAGCAGCUGGUGGGAAGGGAACUCCAGGGAUCAUCCCAACCCACUCCCUCCCAUGUGGCUUGAGGCAAGGUUGUGUGGCCAAACCAUCACUGUUUGGGCAUCCCAGAGACAGGGAUAAGUCACAUGUGUACAUCUGCAUCCCUGGCAACCUGCUCUGCUUCUCUUCAGAGGUGACAGAGAAGGUGAGACCAGGCAAAGACCACACCUAAAUUCUGCUGCCUCUGCAACCCUCCCUUUCCUCCUCUUGCUCCCAGACAGGAGCCAGGACACUGAGCCAGCGGAACUUACCGCUGUGCUUGCCCUCCCUUUCCUUUUGUUUUUUCCUCUCCUCCUGCCACUGCCAGAGGAAGAGCAGGAGAGUCCACCAGUCACAGACUGCUCUUUGCACAAACCUGCUCAAGCCAUUCUCCUCCUGACAUCUUUGAGAAACUCUUCAGUGCUCCGAGUGAGUCUGUGGGUGCCGGCUUUAAUCAUCAUCUCCGGUGGAUUACAACAGCUGGAUGAGAAGAUAAAGGCUUUUCUCUCCUCUCUUCUUUCUCAUUCCUUCCUUUUCACUUUUCCUCCUGAAGUCAGAGCAGUUCCCAGCCAGGAGGCAUGGUGCUGGUGGGAGCCCUGUGCAGCCUUCUGCUCCUCUGCCUGGUUGAGGAGGGCAUCAGCAAAGUGAGAAGAUACUACAUUGCUGCAGUGGAAACCACCUGGGACUACACACACAGCGACCUGCUGUCCGUGCUGCAAGCACCUGCAAGCAUUUUGGGGCAUGCAGGCCCACGUCCCCCCCCGGCCGGUGUCCCUCCCCGGUACAGGAAAGCUGUUUUUGUGGAGUACCCCGAUGGCUCCUUCACACAGCCCAAGCUGAAGCCAGCCUGGAUGGGCCUUCUAGGCCCCACCAUCCGAGCAGAAGUCCAUGACACAGUGGUCAUCACGUUUAAAAACCUGGCCUCCCGCCCCUACAGCCUCCACGCUGUCGGCGUGUCCUACUGGAAGGCGUCGGAAGGAGCAGGGUAUGAGGAUGAGACCAGCCAGCCAGAGAAGGAGGGGGACAGGGUGGAUCCUGGGAAGACACACACAUAUGUCUGGGAAAUCCAGGAAAACCAGGGCCCGACGGACGACGACUCAGCGUGCCUGACCCACUCCUACUCCUCCAACACCAACAGCGUGAAGGACAUCAACUCUGGUUUGAUUGGAGCCCUGCUGGUGUGCCGACCUGGGACCCUGGCGAGUGAUGGGAAUGAGAGCCUGCAGAAAGAGUUUGUGCUGCUCUUCGCAGUGUUUGAUGAAGGGAAAAGCUGGUACUCUGAGCAGGGUUCCCCAGCAGCUGCUCAGCCCCAGGCUCCCAACAGGACAGAGCUGCACACCAUCAAUGGCUACAUCAAUGGCUCACUGCCUGGUCUCACACUGUGCCUCAAGAAGCAGGUCCACUGGCAUGUGAUCGGGCUGGGCUCUGGGCCAGAAGUCCACUCCAUCUUCUUUGAAGGCCACACAUUCCUGGUGAGAAGCCACCGUCUCAGCAGCCUAGAAAUCUCCCCUGCCACAUAUCUCACAGCCCAGACCAUGCCAGGAACAGCUGGCUGGUUUCGGAUGUUCUGCCAGAUACUGUCCCAUCAGCAAGUUGGCAUGGAGGCCUUUGUGAAGGUGGAGGAGUGUCCUGAGGAACGCCUGCUGAAGAUGGGGAAGCAGUUAAACGAGCCAGAGGACCUGGAUUACCCUGAGGAAGAUGAGGAGACUUAUCACGUGAUCCAAGUGCGCUCUUUUGCCAAAGACAGGCCCAUGACCUGGACUUACUACAUUGCAGCUGAGGAGAUGGACUGGGACUAUGCCCCUGUGAAGCCAGUGUCUCUGGACAGAAGCAUGGCGAGCCUGUACCUGGAGGCUGGCCCACAGCGGGUCGGUUCAAAGUACAAGAAAGUGGUGUUUGUGGAGUAUGAGGAUGCAACCUUCAAGAAGCGCAAGGUGUCCAGCCAGCAGGACAAGGGAAUUCUGGGGCCUGUCAUCAAGGGGGAGGUGGGAGAUCAGUUUAAGAUCGUGUUCAGGAAUCUAGCCAGCCGACCCUACAACAUCUACCCUCAUGGCCUCACCAGCGUCAGGCCCUACUAUGCCAUGAGACCCUCACAAGAGAAAGAUGUGAAGGAUAUUGCUAUUGCCCCUGGGAAGUCGUUCACCUACAGCUGGAGCCUCACCACUGAGGAUGGCCCAACGGAGGCAGAUCCUCGCUGCCUCACCCGUUUCUACUACAGCUCCAUCGACCCCGUCAGAGACACAGCCUCAGGACUCAUUGGGCCCCUCCUCAUCUGCUCCAAGAAGUCCAUGGAUCAGAGGGGGAAUCAGAUAAUGUCAGACAACAUGAAGUUGGUGCUGUUUUCAGUCUUCGAUGAGAACCACAGCUGGUACCUGGAGGAGAACAUCAAGAGGUUCUGCUCUGAUGCAGCCCAUGUGGAUACCCAGGACCCCCAGUUUUAUGCCUCCAAUGUGAUGCACACUAUUAAUGGCUUUGUAUUUGACAACCUGCAAACAAAACUCUGCCUGAACGACGUUGUGUACUGGUAUGUCCUGAGUGUUGGGGCCCAAACAGAUUUCCUCUCCAUCUUCUUCUCUGGAAACACCUUCAAGCACAACAUGGUCUUUGAGGACGUGCUUACUCUUUUCCCGUUUUCUGGAGAAACAGUCAUCAUGAGCUUGGAAAAGCCAGGUGUCUGGACACUGGGGUGCCUGAAUCCUGAUUUCAGAGACCGAGGGAUGCAUGCCAAGUUCACGGUCUCGCAGUGCCAGUAUGAGCAAGACACUGAUGGGGAAGAUUAUGUGUAUCCUGAUGAGGAGGAGGCUGCCUUUGUAUUCCAACCCAGGGGCUUCUCUAAAAGAAAGAAGUCAUGUGUGAAUGAGCAACUGAACAACAUCACCUCUUCCAGAAAUGAGAUAGAGAAGACAAGAUUGUGCCUGACAGAACAUGGGGCCCUCCUGAGCAAUGGCAGCACUUCUGAUCUCUCUUCCAAUGGCACAUCAACAUUUUUAGGAACAAUGCCAAAUCCACAUGAUAUUUCCAUGUCUCUGCCAGAGACGAACUAUGACCCAGUGUCCUAUGAGUCCUUCCUGGAAGAUGAAGAAUUGUCAAAAAUCAUCAGCCAGGAUGAAGGGUUUGGAGCAGUCCCACCUGGAGAACCCUUGGUGAGUGUCAGUGGAAGGGUCCAUGGUACUGUGAGCUCAGAUGAAGAUCAGCAAUGGCUGCACCAAGCCACAGCAGUUCCAGGAGAUGCUCUGGCAGGAAUGACAGUGACAAAAAUCCCAGAGCUGCAGGAGCCAGUAAAAGGAAUGACAGUCCAGUCUGGUGGUAGGAUAGAGAACCUGGAAGCAGAGCCUCAAAAGACAGCUACUCAUGCAACAAGCUUGUGGGACUCCAUUGCUUAUGCUGCUGGCAAAGCCCCUCUUCAGGAGAACAGGAGCUCAACUCACCAGAAUGAUCUGGAGCACAACCUGGCACUUCAAGAUGUGUCUUCACAGGGUAAUGAGACCAAGCAGCUAAAAGGGGCUGAUAAAAUAUCCUUUAACCUGUAUGACUCAGAGGAGACAAUCAGUACAGCCCUGUCUUUAAGUAUUGAUCACAACUCUUCCUCCACAUUGAACAAUCCUUCUGCAUCUCCAGAUGAGACAGAAGAUAAUAGGACUUCUCAUGCUGUGGUUCACAGUCACACCAUAGAAAGCAAUUAUUCAUCAAAUGACCUAGAUGCUAGGUUAGAAAAAAGGCCUCACAAAGUGGUUUCACAAGACUUUUACGAAACUUUUGAAGAGCAAAAUGUUUCAUUGUCAGACAAAUCUGUACCAGGAGAAACCUUCACAGAUGAGAGCAACUCCUUGCCUGUGAAAAGUGGCACAGAAAAAGCCAGUGGACUUGCCAAAGGCCUUCUAGAUACCACCUUUGUAGACACCAAUGACCUUGAGCCAUCCAGCUAUGUAAUGACAGAAGAGAAGGAUGAAGUAAUUUUGAAAGAAGUGUUUCAGGAUGCUAAGGAAUUAGCAGAGCUGGACAAUAUUGCCUUUUCUGAAUCAAAUGUUGUGACCAAUGACACCAGGCCAUUCCCAAAUGGCUUAUUAAAGAGCUCUGAGCAGUUUCUGAGACACAGAGUUACAGCCAGAAGCCCUGACUGGAGACCUAGACAAGCCAGGUCACUGGAGAGCAGAGGUUUGGGUCUUCCCAACACCAGCAGCAGAAAGCCCCUCUCUGGUGGUAAGACAGCAGAGCAGGUUGUGGCCAGCCAGCCCCCUGAGACAGCAGUGAAAAAGGAAGCCCCAAAGGCGUGUGGACCUCAUUCCCCAUUUUGCAUCACUCGCUUCAAGAAGAGGUCCUUGGUAUCAAGCGACACCUUGCCUGACGUGAUGGCAGCCCCACAAAGCCUGGAAGAAAGAUCCAACAUGGUUGAGAGGAGGCUACACCCAGGCAGGGAUGCUGUACAGGCUGAUGGGAUGUAUCCUGGGGGCAGGCUGAGCACAGACAGGGGCGUGCAGGGCAGCAGAGACUCCCUCCCCUCACGGGGAGCACUGGGAACAGGACCAGCAGUGGCAGAGAGCAGCUCAGAAAGGCAGGUCACUGCUGAGGCUGCAGACCUGGCCUCAAACUGGGACCCAGUCUCCCCAGGGGCUGUGGUGAACACGGGGGACGUGCACAGCCCAGCUCUGGCAGAGCUGCAGCCAGGCAGAGCUGCAGUGUGGGGGGCUCCUGGGAGCGAGCAAGCUCAGGGGAGAAGCCACAUGGAGGAGGAGACAAACUCUGUGGAGCAGCUGGGUCUGUCCAGUCCUGAGCCUCAGCAGCUCAAGGCCAAUGCCACAGAGGACCAUGUGCCUGGGAGAAUGUCUGGGCAAAGCCCAGAAGGAGCAUCUCUGAAAUUAGCCAUCAGAGAGAACUGUUCACUGUCUCCAAAUAGUCCCCCUCACAACAACAACAGCACCAAAAAGCCAGCAGAGUAUGUGCAGGACACUCCUCAUGGAUGUCAGGUGCUCGGCAGGGAAGAUGUCCUUAGAGAAACAGGGAGGACAGAGGGCCAGGGCCUAGGAGAGCCCAAGGAGGAUGGGGAAAGCAACAGCACAGCUGGGGAGAGGAGCCACAUCCCAGGACAAAGGGAGGAACCGGCCCUGAACAAUGGGACACGUUCCAGCCCCUUAAAGACUGCCAGGACUGACUACGAUGAGUACAGUGACACAGAGCAGACCAUGGAGGACUUUGACAUGUAUGGGGAAGAGGAGCAUGACCCACGCUCCUUCCAGGGGGAGAUACGGCAGUACUUCAUUGCAGCAGUGGAGGUGAUGUGGGAGUAUGGGGACCAAAGACCCCAGCACUUCCUAAAAGCAACGGACCCCCGGAGGAGCAGGGGGAAGCACUCCUGGCAGUACCGCAAGGUGGUUUUCCGAGAGUACCUGGAUGAUUCUUUCACGCAGCCGGUGCAGCGGAGAGAGCUGGAUGAACACCUGGGCAUCCUUGGGCCCUACAUCAGGGCAGAAGUUCAAGAUGUCAUCAUGGUGACCUUCAAGAACCUGGCCUCACGGCCCUUCUCCUUCCACUCCACACUGACAGCCUAUGAGGGCACAACGCAGCAGGGUGGGGUGGUGCAGCCUGGUGGCCACCAGAAAUACUCCUGGAAAGUCCUGCCCCAGAUGGCACCAACCACGCAGGAGUUUGACUGCAAGGCCUGGGCUUACUUCUCCAAUGUGGAUCUGGAGAAGGACCUGCACUCAGGCCUCAUCGGGCCACUGAUCAUCUGCAACCAUGGGGUGCUGAGCUACGCUUCCAGGAGGCAGCUGGCUGUGCAGGAGUUCUCCCUGCUCUUCACCAUCUUUGACGAGACCAAAAGCUGGUACUUCCUGGAGAACGUGGACAGAAACUGCCGCCCUCCCUGCAGGCUCCAGCAGGACAGCCCUGACUUCAAGAGAAACCACUCCUUCCAUGCCAUCAAUGGCUAUGUGAGUGACACCCUGCCUGGGCUGGUGAUGGCCCAGCAGCAACGGGUCCGAUGGCACCUCCUGAACAUGGGCAGCACUGAGGACAUCCACUCUGUUCACUUCCACGGGCAGCUGUUCAACGUCAGGACCAGCCAGGAGUAUCGCAUGGGAGUCUACAACCUUUACCCUGGUGUCUUUGGGACAGUGGAAAUGUGGCCCUCACAUGCUGGCAUCUGGAGGGUGGAGUGCAAAGUGGGAGAGCACCAAGAAGCCGGAAUGAGUGCCCUCUUCCUUGUGUAUGACCUGAACUGCCAGAACGCCCUGGGUAUGGCCUCAGGUGGCAUUGCAGACUCUCAGAUCACAGCCUCGGGGCAGUAUGGGCAGUGGGCUCCUUACCUGGCCAGGCUGGACAACACCGGCUCCAUCAACGCUUGGAGCACUGACCGCAGCAAUGCCUGGAUCCAGGUGGAUCUUUUGCAUCCCACCAUUAUUCAUGGCAUAAAAACCCAAGGGGCUCGACAAAAGUUCUCCAGCUUCUACAUCUCCCAGUUUGUUGUGUUCUACAGCCUUGAUGGGCGAAGGUGGAAGACCUACAAGGGGAAUGCCACAAGCACACAGAUGCUGUUCUUUGGAAACGUGGAUGCAACUGGAGUGAAAGAAAACCGGUUCAAGCCCCCAGUGGUAGCCCGGUACAUCCGCAUCCACCCCACCCACUACAACAUCCGAGCCACGCUGCGCAUGGAGCUCCUGGGCUGCGACCUCAACAGCUGCUCCAUACCCUUAGGAAUGGAGAACAGAGGGAUCCCUGAUGAGCACAUCUCUGCGUCCUCCCACAGCGCCAACGUCUUCUCCAGAUGGACACCAGCCCUGGCCCGCCUGAACCUUCAGGGCAGGACCAACGCCUGGAGGCCAAAGAGCAACAGUCCCAGAGAGUGGCUGCAGGUGGACUUCGAAGUAACCAAGAAGGUGACUGCAAUCAUUACCCAAGGUGCCAAAGCUCUCUUCACCCAGAUGUUUGUGAAGGAGUUUGCUGUCUCCAUCAGCCAGGAUGGUGUGCACUGGAGCCCAGUCCUGCAAAAUGGCAAGGAGAAGAUUUUCAAGGCAAACCAAGACCAUCAGAGCACAGUGACGAAUACCCUGGAGUCCCCUCUCUUUGCCCGCUAUGUGAGGAUACACCCCCGCCAGUGGCACAACCACAUUGCCCUGCGAAUAGAGUUCCUUGGCUGCGACACUCAGCAGGAGUACUGAUGGCUGCAGGGCCAGGGAGAGGCACUGCCAGCCCAAGGACACACAUCCCACCAGGCACUGAGCCCUCCCCAGGGCUGGAGCCAUUCCUCCAGGGGCCUGGCUGCUCCUGCUGCUGGGGAAGAGAAGGGCUGCAGAAGUGGCUGGGUCAUUAUCUGCCUUUUCCUGUGUCUGCCAGAUGCCAUAUACUCAGAUGUAAUGAUGAAGAAUUAAACAGUAAUUUUCCAGUA
This is a messenger RNA of Pyrgilauda ruficollis (rufous-necked snowfinch), 7783 nucleotides long. It is a transcript of the gene F8, whose product is annotated as coagulation factor VIII. The coding region runs from base 981 to 7556 and encodes 2191 amino acids. Lineage: Eukaryota; Metazoa; Chordata; Aves; Passeriformes; Passeridae. Gene Ontology annotation, molecular function: copper ion binding; oxidoreductase activity. The record is from RefSeq and is a predicted model, not a curated record. The transcript is spliced from 28 exons.